CCUAUUGCACAAAUAAAUUCCACAUAUUUUUAUUCCUUCAUUCCCUCUUCUAUACAAAGCAUCUUCUUUAGGACUUUCACCAUUUUUCACCAUCACCAUGGUUCCAGAAUUAGAGAAACCAAAAGUCACCGAAAUACAAGUCCGAAUGGACUGUAACGGGUGCGUGCAGAAAAUCAAGAAAGCUCUACACGGUAUCAACGGUAUAUAUGAUAUCUAUAUCGACAUCCCACAACAGAAAUUAACCAUAAUCGGGUGGGCUGAUCCGGAAAAGAUAGUAAAAGCGAUUAAGAAAACGAGAAAAACCGCAACCAUAUGUUCUCAUACAGCGCCAGAGGAGUCAGAGCCGCCACCGGAAGACGGAGGCCCUGCAAACCCUCCGGGAGAAGAAGCUCCGCCAGCGGAACAGACUCAGGCAACCGAACCGGAAAACCCACCUCCGGAUGGUGGAGGAGCACCUCAACCUACGGAACCUCCGGCGAAUGAGCCGCCACGUUAUGUCGGAUCGGAGUUAGAAGAGGUUCAUGUUGUGUAUCGUUAUCCACCGGACGCUCGUUACUCCAGCGGCCAUGGUGGGUUAGGGUUCAACCACGAGCCGCCACAACCGGUUCAUGUGAACCAUAGUUAUAACAUGUAUAAGCCGACACCUUAUGUCACCGAAUAUGAAUACAUCCGUCCACCGCCGCCACGAUACACCUCUUACAGUUGGCCGGAACCACCACCGCGAUACACACAUUACAGCCGCCCAGAACUGCCGCCACAGCUUUACAGCCGCCCGGAACCACCACAACUUUACAGUCGUCCCGAACCACCACAACAAUUUUACAGCCGUCCCGAACCACCAUCACAACAUUACAGCCACCGAGAGCCACCACCAGAAACCUACAGCCGCCCAGAGCCACCUCUACAAACCAACCACCGUCCAGAACCACCACGACAAUAUAAUGGCCGUCCAGAGCCACCACCAGAAACUUACAGCCGCGCAGAGCCACCACCACAACCAUACGGCCGCCCAAAGCCACCACUGCAACAUGACAGCCGGCCGGAGCUACCACCACAGAAUUACGGGAGGCCAGAGCAUCUACAACAUUACAGCCAACCAGAGCCGCCACAACAAUACAUACAUCACAACCGCCAGGAACCACCACAACCCUACUCAAGCUACCACCAUCCAGGAUCACCACCGCCACCUCUCCGCCACAGUAGAUCUGAGCCACCACCUCUACAGACAUACUAUGGCAGACUUGAACCACCACACUAUAUGGACUACAGUGAUGAGAUCACAUCACCUUACGGGGAAGAAGAUCCAAUUAAUGGAUGUACAAUUGUCUGAAAAAUGAGGCUUCUAGAAAGAGAUUAAUUAAUCAAUCUAUCGAUUAAAACCAGUCAAAUUAAAAGUGUUCCCAUGGAAGCAUGUGAUGUUGAAGGAGAAGAACAAGAUUCCUAGCUUGUUAAGUGCAUGAGGAAUAUGUUCUUAAUUCCUCUUGAGGAUCAGGGAGAUGUCUACUCAUCUUUUUGUUAUCUCAAAAAGAGACUUCAAUGUAUUUUGAAACGAAUUACAAAAUUUUAGACGUAACUAGAGGAUAUAUGAUAAAAAAAAAAAUUUAUGUAUGUACACUUUUAGAAAGGAUUAAAACGAUGUAAUUAGUUUCGAAAUCGAAUAUAUGAC
This is a messenger RNA of Lactuca virosa, 1666 nucleotides long. The record is from the annotation of a GenBank genome assembly. Lineage: Eukaryota; Viridiplantae; Streptophyta; Magnoliopsida; Asterales; Asteraceae.